Nanorana parkeri is the source of this 834-nucleotide messenger RNA. Its product is annotated as histo-blood group ABO system transferase-like. Gene Ontology annotation, molecular function: hexosyltransferase activity. Gene Ontology annotation, cellular component: membrane; Golgi apparatus; vesicle. The record is from RefSeq and is a predicted model, not a curated record. NCBI's taxonomy places the organism in Eukaryota, Metazoa, Chordata, Amphibia, Anura, Dicroglossidae. The coding region runs from base 7 to 834 and encodes 275 amino acids. Gene Ontology annotation, biological process: carbohydrate metabolic process. The transcript is spliced from 4 exons.
UCUAGAAUGCUGUAUGACCAGCCUGACAUCCUCAAACCACCGAGAUCAGAUGUACUAUUGGUAACACCUUGGCUUGCCCCAAUUGUAUGGAAUGGAGUGUUUAACAGGGACAUACUGAAUGCACAGUUCCAUCACAUAGAUGUCCACAUUGGGCUUACUGCGUUUGCCAUUAAAAAAUAUGUUCUGUUCCUCAAAACAUUUAUUGAGUCAGCUGAAAAGUUCUUUAUGGUCAGACAUAAGGUCACCUAUUACAUCUUCACUGACCAUGACAAUAUUUCUAAUUUCACUUUGGCUGAUGGUCGAAAGCUGGUCAUCCUGAAAGUGCCUGCCUAUGAAAGGUGGCAGGAUGUUACCAUGGGACGUAUGGAGAUGAUCCGAGACCAAGCAAUUAAGAAGUUCAGCAAAGAGGUAGACUACUUGGUGUGCGUUGACGUAGAUAUGAUCUUCUUGGAGGAGGUUGGGGUGGAGAUCCUAAGUGAUAUCUUUGGAACCUUACAUCCUGGCUUUUUUGGAGCUUUACAGAGUGAAUUUACUUAUGAACGCAGGGCAGAGUCAGCUGCCUACAUUCCAUUUGAUGCUGGUGACUUUUAUUACGCUGGAGGAAAUUUUGGUGGUGUCAUUGAAGAGGUCAUCAGACUCACCAACUUCUGCCACAAUGCCAUGCUGGAGGACAAACAGAAAAACAUUGAGGCACUUUGGCAUGAUGAAAGCUACUUAAAUAAAUACUUUCUAUCUUACAAGCCAACUAAAGUCCUCUCCCCAGAAUAUAUUUGGAACAAUUAUUACGGAUCUCCAAAUGCCAUGCCUUUUGGUUUUAACUCCUGGCCAGCCUAA